Molecule: messenger RNA, 16737 nt
Organism: Porites lobata
Lineage: Eukaryota; Metazoa; Cnidaria; Anthozoa; Scleractinia; Poritidae
Source: the annotation of a GenBank genome assembly
AUUUGCUGCCCCGAAACGGAUAGUAUUUACGAGUAUGGGUACAGCCCGCAACACUUUAUCCAAGAGCACCAUGAUCACAAAUUUUCGCGCCUUGCUCAAGACUCACUUACAUAUCCUUCAAUGGCUGCUGUAUCCUUCAUUUUUGUGCUGUUGUCUCCUCUUCUUCUUGUGUUUAAUCCCACCGGAUGGAGUAUUUGCCCAGCUUGAAGGUUUGUGGUGCUAUUCAAAUCAGUCUUAAAAUGAUAAAUAAAACGUUUAAAACCCAGACUAAAGACGGCAAAGGCAGUAAAAUGCUAAAACAUAAUAAAAAGUUAACAGAGCACUAAAAAAGACUUCACUAAAUUUGAGGUGAUGUAUCUUACAUUUAAGGCAAAGAAUGCCUUUAAAGUAAAAUGGUAUUCCAUAAGGUUUGAGUUUCUGGUUACUUUGAAUUAUUCGCCUUUGGUUGAUGUUAUGGCACAAAAACAAUUCUUGCACGUUGAAAAUUUGAGCCUAGCGAUUUUUCUUAAACUGUCGUUUCUGAUCUAAAUCAAUCUCUUCCUUUCACGUAAACCGGCAAACUCUAUUUUUUUCAUUCUAUAUAUUUUACUUACACGGCUUUUAUAAUAUAUAGUUUUUGUCGAUUUUCUUGAACUGACAAUUACGAAUUUUGAAUUAAUGACCAGGUUUCCACAGCCUUUUCAACUUUUGACGCGAGCCAGUAAGUGAAAAUUCAUCAACACGGCUGGAAAUCAAUGUUGCCGAGAAACUCGGUCUGAGUUUGGGAGUAAUAAAUUGAAAACUAAAGAAGGUUUUCCUCCGUAAAUUCGCAAAUAACUUUGCACACUUUAGUAUGGUGGAGCUGGUGGCGCUUCGGAUUACACUAUGGACUGACUCUUCCCUCGUUCCCGACGUAUCAGUUUCAAAUGUGCCAAUUUUACAAAGUUUAAGGCGCUCUUCCCACUGUUUUAGAUGAAUACCGCGGUAAACUGCGUCUUAUAAGUCCCAGGCUUAUACAUCUUCGUAAGGGGUUUUACGAGGGUUGAUAAAGGGAGGGGGCUUUUAACCGGAAUACAAAAAGUUCUUUGAAACAAGCUAUAGCAGUGCUGAUGAAAAAAAAACGUUUUGCGUUUACUGGUCUUUAAUUGAGCUUCAAAACGCCAGAGCUAGAGAAGGGCUUAUAAUCAUGGGUCUUAUAAGUGGGGUGCAGGGGGCGUUGGAGAUAUAAGUGGCAGUCUACGGUACUCACUAGAUGGUCCUUGACAAAGGUUGAAAAAAUACGUGGAAGUGUCUAGUAUUCUAAACCUUGUUGCAACAGUGACUUAACAAAUAGUUACGACAAAUUAUUUAGUUUAUUCGUUUCCUCUAAAUGUUAAAAAUUUUUUGUCCCGCAGAAUUUAACACCUUGUAUCACCGAGAUCUUCGCCAAGACAUUUUUGUAAAAGACGAUCACCAUUACUUGAAUGUACCCAGAGUUGGAACAUACGCCGUGUACGACACCCUGCACUGUGCCCUUCGAUGUCUAAGUAAUCCCUCCUGUUUUUCUAUUAACUUGGCCGCGUCAAAAGGAGCAGACGGGAAGCUCUGGUGCGAGUUGCUAUCUUCUGAAAAGAACAGCAGCCCUGGAGAGUACAAAAGAAACCAGAGCUCGCAUCACUUUUCCAUUAUGGUAUCACUAUUAUUUUCCCUCCACACCCCACCCUCCCCGUCCGCCGCCUAAAAGCACUGGUUAAACAACUUCACAAAUGUUCUCCCUCUAAGAUUUUCUCCCAAUAACCCGCCGACAUUUUUUUUAAAAUUAUGGCUUUUCCCGUUGUGUCUGAAAGAGGAUUCGGUCACUUUAGACCAUUUACAGCAGAACAUCUGCCUUUGUCAGAAUGCUUGGAUAGGUAAAACGGAAGAGGAGUUAUAAAUAGGAAAUUUGGUACCGCAGGUGUGUGUGUGGUCGUCAUUUUUAAUUUAUCUUCAAGUUGGUUAAAGGGGUAAAGCACACGUACGAACAAACAUGUCACUUAAAAAGUUAAUUAAAAGAGGAUUCAAUUGAAUGAGAUGCAUCACCCCAACGAUAACCUCUAGAGAUGUGUGUGUGUGGUCGUCAUUUUUAAUUUAUCUUCAAGUUGGUUAAAGGGGUAAAGCACACGUACGAACAAACAUGUCACUUAAAAAGUUAAUUAAAAGAGGAUUCAAUUGAAUGAGAUGCAUCACCCCAACAAUAACCUAUUUUUUCUCAUUUUUCACUUUACAUCUUUUACACAGUAAAACAGAACUUUCAUCAAUAUGAUCCUUACAAAGCAAAAAAUAACAUUUUUUUUUUACUUUUAGUCUGUGCCAAAAAUUUCGAUCUGAAACUUAAACCUCCGUCAGCUGUUAAAAGAUUUUAUGCGUCAGGAUCAUAAAUCGUUUUCACAUUCGUAGGCUGCAGAGACAAUCGUUUUUUGUCUCCUAUACACUCUUUUUUAGCUCAUGGAUGACGUAGUCGUGCGAUGGCCUUUUGGAGGCACUCGAAUGGCACUCUUUCACUCACUCACUCACUCACUCACUCGAUUCUCAUUAAUUUAUUCAUUAAAGUCAGAUGAAACACUUUACUCUUACCUCCCUUACUUAGUAUUACUUUUGUUCCAAGUGCCUUUUACGCAUAUGUUUGGAAUAUUCCGAGAGGGUACUAGUAAAGCGUAUUUUUUUUCCCCGACACAUCAGUUAUAGAAAUGGGUUUUGUAUAAAUGGAAAUAUUCUAAUGAACACUGAUAAUAUCAUCUGAAAGAAAUGGACUUAGAAAUGUUAAAAGGACAUCGAAAUUUUUGAGCGUGGAUCAUUGUUGUAUAUUUGGACGAAUUGGCCACAUUUUUUCCCGAUAUUACUUGAUAUGGAGAAGAUGCGAUCGACAGGAGUGUGAAAGAGCUAUCGCAGCCUGACUAUGGGAUUUCGUUCAGCAAAAAGCGAAUAACGAGACGUUGAGGAGUAUCUAUUGUGGUUUAUUGUUAUUUGGACGAAUCCAUUCGACCAUUUGUCUUCGUAUGCAAACAGCAGGGACUGAAUUAAUGUUGUGUCAACUGGAAGCACAGGUUUUAGAACCAACAAGCGUUACGCUAUUUUGCUUGAAUUCUUAGGUGAUCUUUGCCUUAAAGUAGGUUUUUGUUUGUCGGUGAUUCUAUUUAGCAGUGUUAUUAAUGUAAGUUCUACAAGAAAUGCUGCGCUUGUGUAGACAAGUCUCUAGGACAUUUAGGUGGAGAAAGGCAAUCGGAUACUUCGACUGCGUUUAAAUAAAUACUUAGCUAGAUCAGAGCACGUACAGCUAUUAAAAUAAUUUUUAGCUAGUGUUUAUCAAAAGCGCGUUCUAAAGCAGUUUAAUUUAGCCAUAAACGCCUGUAUUCUGUAUUUAAUAGCUCGUUCUACAUAUACCACGGGUACCCAACAUCAAUUUUCGGAAAACAUUUAUUCGGAAGACGAUUUGAGAUCUAGAAUUUUUGGAACAUUUUUUGUAAACUUUCUUGCUUGCCUGCCUCUCCUAGGAUCUUCGAACAACUAAAAAAUCGUAUACUUGCCCAUUCCUAACGGAUUUUUACCCUAAAAAGGUCGCCUAGAAUUUUCGGGAGCCUUUUUUCUGCCUGAAAUUUUCGAAAAGGUAAGUUUUGAUCCCUAUAAUUUUCGGAUCACUAGACUUUCAGCUAGGAAAUCCGAACAAAUGAAAAAAUUUUAGGGGAUAAAAAUAUGCCUAUAUCUAUCGUUUAAAUACUAAAUUACGUUUGACAAUGCUAUGUUUAAGUGCUUUUAAACUAUAUUCUCGUUGGGUGGCCCUAAUAUACUAACCGUUACAUACUCUUUGUGAACAGCAUAUGGAAGCAUUUAUUUAAAAGCAUCGCACUUUUAGGAAACCUUCGAGGUCCAUUAAAAUAAUUGCUUAAAACCACGGUUUAAAUAAAACUCGGGCUUAUGUAAAACUUAGCUAUUUUACAAGAAAGUGCACUGUCGUUCGGAAAGUGUUUGACAUGUACAGUCACAUGACAAAGCAAAUUAUUUUACAACUAAAAAGCGUUAAUAAUUGCUUUUAAAAGUGAUCUUUUUGUUGUAAGUAGAAAUGCUGCGCUGAUAACAAGUUUCUAGAAUAUUCAGGUGCACAUGCAAUCGGAUACUUCGAGUCACGCUGUAUUUUGGCAAGUCCGUACACAAUGAACCGUUCAAAAAGAUUUAUAUGUUUUCCUUUGAUUAUUGAACUGUCUUUUCUACACUAAUUCAAUUCAUCCAUGAGCUCGCUCCUAGGAGCCUUUGAUUUCUAUAAGAAUAUAUUUUAUAAGAAUAUUGAAGCUGAAAUUUGCGAAAUUUUAAGAAUAUUUUAGGAAUAAACCCGAGGCUGAGAAUUUGAAAAGGAUUUGAAAAUCUGUAAAUACAGUACAUCAGUUUAUGUUUUAACUUAACCGUAGAAAAUUAUUUCUUUUACUAAACGGCAAGAACACUGGUAAUUGAAAUCCUAAUACAUCAUGUUCUAAAGCGGAAAAUGCCGUAAGCUGUAGUUUAUAAUUAGGAUUAAUUCAAGAACAUGUUCAGCCUAAAAUCGACAAAAAAUAACAAUAUUCAGCCUAGGCCGGAAAAUAACAUUGUUAUAUAAAAAAAAGAGUAUUUCGAAUUCGAACGUUACUCAACAGUACCGAUGGUGAUCAUAUUUUGAGCUUGGGUGACCUGUGAGUACACAGACAGUUUGAAUAAGCGGGUGCCGCAUAUUGCCAUUCAAUUUUCAGUCAUUGCUGGGCCGAGGAUUAGAAACUUGAUAUAACACUGAAUAGCAUAGUUACUGGUCAGAGUGUGUUUUUUGGGGGCAGGGGCGGUAAACCCAUGUCAUUUUCUCCCUGUAUGCUGCAAGUAGGUAGGGCUCUCCCUUUUAUGGCCUUUAUGGGGAGGUUCCGAACGAAAGGGAUUCCCUCUUUUCAUAGGCGUCCUGUAUGUAAAAGGGAAGCGAUUUCACUAUUGAACUAUAUAUAUAUAUGGCAAUCGGGUUGGGAAAACUGUCAUUUAAGAGGCCCUGCGCCUAAGAAACGACCGAUGAUUUCCGGCUAAAAAAUAAAAUCGGCCGAUUUUUAUCUCCCAAGUAGAGGUUACCGAAUACUAUUCAAAAAUGAAUUUCUUUUGUUUCAGUUUCGCUUUAAACCAAAAAUAUCGAGCCGCAAACUUUUUCCGUCUGAUAGCAGCAAAAUCAGGCCUAAAAUAAGCCUUCGCAAAAAACGGUUCGGAAAUCACUAUCGUAACCCAAAAUAGCGAGAAAACCACACAGUGAUAAAGAAAAAGGCCUUUUAAUGCAAUGUUAUUCGAUAAACAUCGAAAAACGGCCGAACGGAAUAAAAAAUAAAUUUUCAAGUAUUGCAUAUUAAAUUAGAUGGAGCGUUGGAGCUGAUUUUAAAAUAAUUAUUUCUCAAAAGUCCAACGCUGUUGAAAGCAAUCACAGUGAUGAAUCAGACAUUGGAGGGAUAUACAUUACGAUUCUGGAAAAACAUUUUUCGGCCAAAGUAUAUUGACGUUGUACAAACCGUUCAAAGUUGCAGUGUUUACCGUUAUCUUGCUACUUCGGCGAAACACUUCUGUGUUGGCAAUACGGCCGUGGAUAGCGUGGUAAAGGCCACUUUAAUCCUUGCUAGGCGCUCAGAGACCAUCCUAAGUAGAAGGACGUAGAAUUAAAAGAGAAAGGAACAUGAAAAAUAGGCAGAAAAAUCGAGAAAAAGAAAAGAACUCGAAAUUACCAUCUGCUGACGAAACUUGAAUCUGGAAAAUGUCGUCGCGUGACAGCGGCCAAUGACGUCAUUUGUCUAAACUGCGGCGGAAUCUAACGAAUGCACAACUUUUUUCCCGGCCAGAAAGCACUUAGUGAAACAAUGUUACAGUAAUGUUAUUUUUUCACAAGCGAUGGGGACUUAAAAAGAAAAAAUUCCCGAACCGCCGCACCGUUUUGGCCUCAGUGUGAUCUGAUCGUUGUGGGGUCACGAGUCGACGCUUCUGGCCAGCGGUCUAUUGAAAGAAAUCUGAUCCCAUGUUUAUUUUUUCGGGCGAGAAUCAUUCAUGUCAAUAUCCAAUGUCUUCCUUCAAGGAAAAAAAGAGAGAGAUAUUGGAGUACUGUUGCUCCCGAGAACGAGGAACAUCUUGGUCCCGAAAACUGAGUUCAUUACGCCCAAGAAUUACGAUUUUUUUUUCUCAAAUGACUAUUAUCUGGCGCUAUAAAAUGUAGCUAACUGAUUCAAUUCUUGACAUAAUGAUUAGCCUCGCGUUUAGUAUUUUCUUGGACAUGAAAAUAUCGGGGGUGACGCUAUUCGGUGGAAUGACGGACUGACGGAAUGACGGAACGGAAUGAUGGAAUACAUGGAAUAUUCUAAAAUAUGGAAUAUACGGAAUACGCUAAAAGGCAGAAUAAGAGAAAAAUCGUUUAAAAAGGGUAUACAUGUAUACAGUCGACUCCAAUAACUCGAACCCUCGCUACUGACUCGAACCUCGUGCUAACUCGAAGUAAUACUAAUUUUUGUUUCUCUUCAGAUCAUUUCUAUAUAAUUUUACCCUCAUUAACUCGAACCAUGUUUUAAGCGCGUGAUAAGUAAAAGAAUUGACUUACCGUAAUGAUUCGAUUUAGCGCCCUGGCGCUUAUUUACUUUCGGGACAGGGCGCUUAUUUCUUUUUUGAGAAACAACCAAAUGUUAAAAAAAGAAAUUUGAUAUUUAUUUAAAAACGAACAACAUUGAAACUGUAGCAGUAACAAAUACUGACGGUGAAUGCUCAGUUAACGCGAGGGACUUACCUUGAAACUUGUUGGGCACUUUGUCGAUGGAACUUUCCUUCCUUAUAUUCACCUUUCUUAAAAAAGCUCGAAGUCAAAACAAAGUGCAAGUCGAUUAAGGUAAUGGAUCAAGGAGACUGGAAAACGGACUUGUUUUCCCUGGAUCCUUCCUGGCCAGAACGACCAGCCGAGCAAUCUCCACAAAAUUUGAAGAAGAGAUCAUUCCUUUGAAGACUUUGAAGACUCUGGAAAAUCUAAAGCAAGCUACCGGAAACAUUUAGGCACAGGUGUGGCCCCCAUUAAUUGGUAGUACAAUCCUGUCAAGCUUAAGUUUACAAUUCUUUUUUUUAGAACAGCCGUUUUAUGAAAGUUAUCCGACAUUAGAUUCCUGUGAUACCGGACCCUUCACCCGUCAAGAUGGCUUUCAAAACCGUCAUAAGGUCUAUAGUGUGGCUUACGGCAGUACGAAAAUUGAAUUUUUAAUAUUGCCUCUGCUUUUUCGUCAGUCCAGUUCAAAUAAAAUACAGAAUAUUCUGUAAAUUUCGUGUUUUAGAGUAUUCCGUAUAUUGCAUGUAUUCCGCCCUUCCGCCAAAUAGGGUCACCCAAAUAUUGGGGAGGACAUCAUAAAAAAAUGUAGGAGACCGAUAGGACUUUUAAAUCGAUGAAAGUGCCUCAUUCAUUUUGCAACUUCAUUUUAUAAUAUGCUUCAUAAUUUGUUUCCACAAUAACAUUUAUGAUAUUUAGAUGAUAACCAAUAUGCACAACGCACAACUUGUCACAUUACCAAUUGGACAGCAUACCAUGCACUCAAACUCUUGCGCAGGAAAGUUACAGAAUGAAAUUAUUUUUUGCUGCAUUCAGUCACAUUCCUUUACACUGAAACCUUGGCUGAAAGGUCUCUUUUUAGAUCUGUAGAUUUGUAAGGUAUUUCGAAAUACCCGCACAUGUCUUUCAACACUAACAUUGAAAGAUGAAAGUUUGUUGCUGUGAUAAUUAUGACAAAGAUUGUAAACAUCAAAUAUAUAAUUGGAUGUUUUAAGCCCAAAUAUUCUAUCACCUCUUCGACAGCAUGGAGGGGGAAAUGGGGGCUUACGGUAUUGAGCUUUUUUUCAAGCGGUAUUUCGGUAAUUUGGAUUUUAAAGUGUGGUAUUGCGGUAUCAUUUAGCCCUGCGGUAUGCUUUAUUUCUUCCUUUUGGUUAACGGUAUUCGGUAAAAGAAGAUCCUUCACGGUAUUGCGCUACUGUUCAUUGCCCUCUCCUGUUUAAUGCUAGCCUGCGUAGCAGGCGUUUGGAUGACUACUCGCGUGUCUCCCUCGCGCCCGACCGUUCUCUCUUGCCCCACUACUUCCAAGCGCCUGCUACGCAGGCUAGUUUUAUGCACGUCAGUAUUGUUAAGACUUUAGAUUAAUGGUAAAUGAUUACCAUUACACAAUUUCUGACAGAUAAUCUCUGAUGAAAUUGGUAGGGUAUCUUUUUCGUUCGUUGUACCGAUCAAUUCGAGGUCGUCUCACGUUUCCUCGCAAAAUUAAAUUAAAUUGAUUAAAUACCGCAAUACCGUGAGAAAAAUUGGUAAAUACCGAAAUACUGUGUCAAAAAUCGACGAAAUACCGAUACCGCAUUUAUUUUCGGUAUUGGGUACCUACCAAUGUCCCCCCCAGCUUGGCAACUUCGUCACCUUUCUUCAGGUCCGCUGACCCCUACACGCGCUGACCCGUAACGUCCGUUGGAAUGUAUGUGACGAAAUACAAGCAGCCCACAUUCAAAGUACUUGGACGCUAGCUGAGGCUGAAUUCAUCAUCAUUAAUAGGAAAAACAUAAAACUGUUUCACUUCACGAUUUCUGGUGAUAGAAAGACUGUUUUUUUUUAGACUUAUAUUUCACGUAUUUGUUUGGAUCCCGCUGCAGUUCGGACAAAUGAACGCUGUCACGCGACAACAUUUCCAAGAUUCAACUCUCCUUAGCAGAUGGUAAUUUCGAGUUUUUCUCUUUUUCUGCGAAUAUUUCAUUUUCCUUUCUCUUUUAAUUCUAUAUACUUCUCUUUAGGAUGGUUUUGAGCGCCUAGCAAGGCUUAAAGUGGCGUUUACCACGCUAUCCUUGGCCAUAUUGCCAACAGAGAAGUGUUUCGCCGAAGUGGCAACUUAACGGUAAAUACGGUAACUUUGAACGGUUUUUACAACGUCAGUAUACUUUGGCCGAAAAAUGUUUUUCCGAAAACGUGAUGUAUAUCCAUCCAAUGUCUGAUUCAUCACUAUGAUUUCUUUCAGCAGCGUUGGACUUUUCAGAAAUUAUUAUUCUAAAAUCAACUCCAACGCUCCAUCUAAUUUAAUAUGCAAUAUUUGAAAAUGUAUUUUUUAUUCCCUUCGGCAGUUUCUCGAUGUUUAUCGAAUGAUAUUGCAUUAAAAGGCCUUUUUCUUCAUCACUGUGUGGUUUUCUCGUUGUUUUGCGUCGCGAUAGUGAUUUCUGAACCGUUUUUUGCGAGAGCUUAUUUUAGGCUUGAUUUUGCUGCUAUUAGACGGAAAAAGUUUGCGGCUCGAUAUUUUUGGUUUAAAGCGAAACUGAAACAAAAGAAAUUCAUUUUUGAAUAGUAUUCGGUAACCUCUACUUGGGAGAUAAAAAUUGGCCGAUCUUAUUUUUUAGCUGGAAAUCAUCGGUCGUUUCUUAGGCGCAGGGCCUCUUAAUAGUUAUUUAAACUGGGCUUUGAUUUAAAGAUAUAUUCUGAACAGACCCACCUUAUGUCUGUAUCGUUAACAAUUUAUUAUAAGCGACAUGAAAUGUUUGUCCUUUAUAUCGUUAAACGGUCUUUAUGUUUUUAGUUUUAGUUUGUGUUUUUGCCUUGUUUAUUUGUUUUAGACUGCGUGUCACUCUUCGCCUUGCCGUAAUGGUGGAACAUGUGUACCAAACUACAAAUAUCACACCUUUGACUGCGGUUGUAAAGACGGUUACGUCGGAGACUUAUGCGAAGAAGUAUUUGGUACGUUUCCCAUAAAAGGUUGUCAAAGGACAGACUUGCACUUUACAAUAGUAAUAAUGUAAUGAAACUUGACCUUGACGAAGAUACUUUCGAAACUCCAUGUAAGAGCGACCAAUCGUCCUCCCAUGGGCGAUCACCUAUCUAGAACACUAAACGUUUCUCAGUAAAAUCCCUUUAGUGUGGAACCUUUUGUAAACGAGCACCUCUCAUAAGCGACUACGACAAUUAUUUCGGGUGACGUUUUGUAAUUUUUCAUUGUUUUUAACUUCUAAUAAGCAACCAUGCACUUGGCGUCAUGGUCCGAUCUCUUUGUUUGCUGCAAGUAGCAUGUGUACUAAGCUAAUCAAAGUACAGUAAUAGCCCGCGUAUAAGAACCUGAAUUUUUCAAUUUAGCCUAAAUAGGUUCUUAUAUAAAUGGUACUUAAAGCAAAUUUAGGCUACCGAGGUUCUUAAAAUAGGUUCUUAUAUUUUCAUAUGAAUUUCAUCUGUACAUACUAUAUAUAUUGUAAAUAUCAUCUCAUAAUACAGUAUAAAUCAUUUAUUUGUACCAUAGAGCAAUGCCUAUAGGCGGUUCAGUGCAGGUACAGCAUAUGUCCUUAACAAAACAUAACAAAGAAACUCAUGUUGAUACCAAAUUCAUAACAAGCUCAAGCAAUGAGGAGAAGUGAAAAACGAAAUAGAUGAUGAUCUUAAUUCAGCAGUUUCUACCUAUACACUUUUACAGCAACCCCACUGAUAAGAACCUAACUUAAAAUUUUAGCCUAAAUAGGUUCUUAUGUGGAGGGGGCUUAAAAUGAAAAUUUUAGCCCAACAGGUUCUUAAAACCCAGGUUCUUAUACGCGGGCUAUUACUGUAUACGAAACCGUUUUAGCGACGAGAUGGAACUUCCACUGAGUCGUAACUAAGAAAUUGCAUGCAAUAAAUUCCCUCCAAAAAGCAGAUGAGUCCUGACAUCUUCCAAGAAAACACGUCCUCUGGCCUCUUCUCAGUAGAGUCGGCCUUGCGGUUUGAUUCUUGUAAGCGACCGCCUGCCAUUGUCAUUUUGGGUGUUCGCUUACGGAGGGUUUGACUUGGAUUUAUUUCUAAAGCCGCAUUUAUGAAAUCCUUAAGGUGUAGAGGGGGCUUAGCAUGCAGUCAAAUAGUAAAAAUAUUAAAGUAAAAAUAUAUAAAAUAUCUCAAUCAGUCAGUUCGGCGCCUAGAAGUAAGCCCAGGAGUAAAACGUAUACUAUUGUAGUGACUUUAAAUCGAGUUGAUAUCCUUUUUCCUUUAGUUCCGAAAUCAUGCAAGCAAGUGUACGAUCAUUAUGCAGACAAGUGAGUGAAAUUGUCAUUUAUUUAUUUAUUUAUUUAUUUUUGCCAUUUUGGCAUGUAUUGGCAGUGCCAGAUCCAGACCUUAGGAUAGGGCGGGGGGGUGGUCAUCCAGACCCUUACAUAAGGGGGGGAGCUGUGUCCAAAAUAAUUUUGUUUCGGCCCCUCGGGCCUCAGUUUAGUCUAAAAAUAAGGGGGGGCCAGGCCCCCCGGGCCCCUCCCCUGGAUCCACCACUGUAUUAGUUUGUAACAACAGAGAAUAAUGAACAGUCUUGGGUGCACGAAGUACGUUUACUGUGAGAUUUAACUCUUGUUUGAGUUCAAUAUUUUAGUCCUGGGUCAUCCAGAUCACUUGGUUUGCAUUAUAUAUACUGUCUUAAACAAUAAUUAUUUACCGAAGUGCCCACCUUGGCUUUUGUGCAGGUCCCAACGAAGCCAGCUGGUUAAACUUUUUUUUAACUCAAGACCAACUUCCGUUCUCUGUCAAAUUGGUGACUUUGGAUGUGGACCAGGGGGUUGGACGCCGGUCAUGAAGAUAAACGGAGGCAAGGUAUGAAAUUUGUGGAUGAGAUAUUUAUCCAAAUUUUUUCAAAUUCCAAUUCGACCCGGAAUUGUAGACGAAAAACCACUACGUGAAUCACCAUGCGAGCUGAGCCUGAGAAGGAGAAAAUUUAGGACGUUUUGCCUAAAUAACGUCAAACCUUUGAAGGUAGCCACAGCCCAAAAUUUCUGGACUAGACAAGCCUGUUUUCUCUCGUCAAACUGUUUUUUUCGAGUGCGAGCAUCCGUUUAUUGAUUAGACGAUGGUCAUAACCGAGUCUGCUGUAGCAAGCACACGGUUAUUAGGCCUGGGUUCGAAACUAUAUCCCAAGCACCAUGCAUUAAAUGCUCAACAAAGAUUUUACUCGAUCGAUUCAUGCAGUCUUUCUCGAGUGCGCCAAAAGAAAGACUGUGUUGGCGGGGUGUACGUGAACAUGUUACUUCUAAAUCUUUACUUUAUCUAUGCCACUUUUUAUUUUUUUUACCUACGUGUUGCGAAGAAUACCAGGCACCCGGCGUUGCCUUAAGACUACUUACAGUAUAAGAAUGUAUUCCGUACCUCCUCUUUUGCAAUUUGUCUCCCUACAAAACACUGAUUGGCCAUUGAACGGUAGUGGCUACCAACGCACCCACAAACCAGAUGGUUUGUUGGAAGCUGCUUGUUUAUCCUUCGAAUGGCAUCAGUGAAAAAACUAUUGUGUCAGUCGCUUGAGGUGGUUGGGUUGCGAGAUUUACAUCAAAAGUAAAAUAGGUUCACCGCUAUUUGUGAAUAAAUGACCUGUAUAUUGUUUAUUUACACUAAACAUUUGACCUCGCGUGGAAAGAAUGCUCAGUUUCUACUCCAUUUGAAUAAAUAUAAAUUUUCAGUAAAAUCCACGUGGCGUCAAUAUUGCGACCAGGUAAAUGACGUCACCAGUCACCCAGCAGCAGUGCAGUACCAACUAAGGGCUUAACUUUUGAAGAAGGCUUUGGUCGCUGUCGUUUCAUAUGAAAAAAAAAAAGAAUUGUUUUCCUCCUGGACCCAACUAGCUAUUCGUUUAAGCUGUCAAGAUUUUAAGCAGCGAAAUGAUCGAGGAUAGAUCUUCCCAUGCCUUACAGUAUAACAGACAAAAGCCGAACAAAUGAUUCGACCAUGAAUGAAUUUUCAUUUUUCUUUCCAAUGGUGAUUCGCUUAAGCACUAGUUGUAAAAAAAAUUAAUAUAUUCUGUAGUAGCUUUUAGCCACUAGCUGGCUGGAAAAUAUUCAGAUACAAAAUAGCACAAACUAAAUGGUGACAAUGAAGGCUCAUCGCUUUCGGCAAUGUUAUGAAGUUUUAUUGCGCAAAGAAUAAGGGGCACCCAACGAGAAUAUAGUUCAAAACUACUUAAACAUAGCAUUGUUAAACGUAUUUUAGUAUUUAAACGGUAGAUAUAGGCAUAUUUUUAUCCCUUAAAAAUUUUUCAUCUGUUCGGAUUUUCUAGCUGAAAGUCUAGUGAUCCGAACAUCAUAGGGAUCAAAACUUACCUUUUCGAAGAUUUCAGCCAGAAAAAAGGCUCCUAAAAAUUCUAGGUGACCUUUCUAGGGUAAAAAUCCGUUAAAAAUGGGCAAUUACACCAUUUUUUAGAUGUUCAAAAAUCCUAGGAGAGGCAGGCAAGCAAGAAAUUUUACAAAAAAUGAUCCGAAAAUUCUAAAUCUCAAAUCGUAUAUUUUCCGAAAAUUGACGUUGGAUGCCCCUGAAGAAUAUCAAAGGCCCUUUGCAUGACGAUUCUGCACUAUUAACGGAAGAAAGUGUUGCCAAUUAAACAAGCUUUGUUAACGGUAACCGGUCAAGUCGGGUGUUUCUUGGUGUUACGGAAACUAUUGUUUGUUAGCUUUUGUGUUGUGGUGUGGGUAUUGUUCAGUGUCUUUUCAAUCUUUUGUAUUACGUCAUUAGUGUCCGCAACACCAAGAAACCACCGUCAAGUCGCGCGAAUGUUUUCUCGCCCGAAGUUAUGUCACCCGUAACCAGAGUCGCCUGACUUAAAUGCGGAGUCAUGUCGCCCGAAUUUUAUCAGGUGAAGUGUACAGAGAAAGAAAGUUAAUUUUUGUUAUAUAAAGAGAGUGUGUUAAUUUAUCUCGUUCUUUAAACCAUCAUGAGACGAAACAAGCGGAAUGAAUGUGUAAUAUAUUUCGCAAUUUAACCAACUAAAACUAUAACAAAAAUCUCAAAUCUGAUUGGCUAUCAACUGUCCUGAUUUCAGCACUAAUAGAACAUUGUAAUAGGACAGCACGCGUCCUGCCUAUGUAAUUGGACAGCAGGCGUCAUCGCGCGUGCGCACACUAAAUGGCUCUUUUUCACUGCUAGCAAGAAAACUCUUGGAGUUUCUUGUGCUUUUUUCUAUUUCAAGAGGGUUAAAACAUCACAAAUUUUUGUAACAGUUAUGAUUAAUUGGUAACAGAACUUCGUUUCGUCCAAUUUUGUCUGUAAUCAUACACGUGAUUAAGCAAAUCGGACUCCAGCUCCGUGUCGUCCUAUUAUUAUGAUUACUGACUGAAUUGGAUUCCACUCAGUCCCAUUACCAUUAUUAAUCAAAACGAAACAAGCGCGAUAAAUGAGUAUAUCUCUCUAUAUAAUCUUCGAUAAGACGAAACAAAUGCGGCAAAUGGUAAUAGGGAUGCUAGGCUGAUUGUUGAGGCAUGAUAAAAUUUCGAGCCUCAUACUGUUCAGUAUUUCGACGACUUGACUAAACCUUCGGGCGAAAUAACUCUGAUUUCGGGUAACAUAACUUCGAGCGAGAUGACUUUUGGGCGACUUGACCGUAAACCUUGUUAACAUAUUGGAGAGUCUUGGAUCAGGCUUGAAAGUUUAUUUUAAGCAAAAGCAACAUCGUUUUGUGGAAUUUCUGUCGUUUCGUUGCUUUCUCUGCUUUUCGCUCUAAAACAAAAAAAAGCUCUUUUCAAAUAAUCGUUUUUGUUACAAAACUGCUGGCGGAGUGGAAAGGUAGCUCUGGGAACGAGGUUCACUUGCGUUCGUUGAGACUGUCUAAUGACCAAUAAAAAAAGUUCGACAAAUACUUAUUUUAAUUAACGCGAAGUCAGGAGUUACAAUGAAUAGCUAUUGUUGCGUCAUACAAUGUUAUAGCUUAAUUUUAGUUUUUCCUAUUUCUGUUCAUUUUCAUGCUAUUUUAGAGAACAUUUCACUUCAAUUCAGGGCUCUGGACAAACAAACAAUCCUUUAACAUUGACGGAGGGAAGACUGGGUUUGACGCAGAGGAGACCAAAUUGCCUUCCUACUGGAACACAUCCUUCUCUAAAAUCUGUCUCGGUAUUAAAAUUAAAAUUACCGGGAACAUCAGCUUUGCUGUCAUCGACAGGCAAGCGCACUCUUUGCAUUCCCUGAUUGCUGAUGGGAAAAAGCGUAAAACCUCGCUAGGACGUGACGCGUGGAAGGCGCUGAUUGGUUCACGGGGCUCCUUACAGAAGUACUGCAACGUUGAAGGAUUCAAUGUUAAAGGGAAAAUGGGAAGCGACAAUGUCGGCCGAAGAGCACGGGCAAGAAUUGGCAUCAUUAGUAACGAUUUUCACAACUGCAUUAGUUGUGAUUCCAGAAUCGGGUUUGGCACAGGUGGAGGUCCCGAUGACAACAAUGUUUGUGGCAAUGCGGCUGACGGAAAAUGGAAUCCAGACAACGGCGGCAAAAAUGUAACGGGAAUAGGUUAUAUCUUGGUGCAGUGAAACAAAAAUACUCGCACUUUAAGAGGCCAAAUUCAGUUACAGUAACAGCAACAAUUCGGAUUUAAUGCACUUCGUUAAAAUAAUUAUUGCGACCUGAGUAGCAAUCGUGUCAAAAACAAAAUGCUUGAAAUUUUACUAUUGCAACACCAAAACUGUUCGAUUACCAGGAGUUUGUAAUCAGACAGAUCAAAUCUGACAGUUAAACAGCCAACGAAAAUCAAAUAAGAAAAUGUUACAAGCCAAUAGUUUUUAACCACAUAGCAGCUGACUGCAGCUGCAGCAUGAAAAAGAGAAUGGACGAAAUUGUCUGGUCCAAUGGCUGUCAUUCAGAUACAUUUUUUUAAAAAUUCGAGAGCCUGAUUUAGAAAGCUUUGAAAAUGUAGAAAACGGUAAAGUUCCUCAAGUGUACGAUAUUUUUGCUUUGAGCCUAGCUGCAAGCUGAUGCAAUAAAAACUUUGUGCUUACAUUAAUAAGAUCUAAUAAAUAUUCCAAUACUAAGAUUCUUGAAUUUUGUUAUUGACACAAUUAAUUAGUAAUAGGACUCCGUGUAGGACAAUUCAGGUCAUUCAGGGAUAAUCGGGCUUGUAAUUUCAAAUCAGCCUCGCGCUGAUUUGAAAUUUGAAAUUUGAUUUGAAAUUUUACUUUACUCGUGACCAUUAAAAAGAUAGUAGACUAAUACACAGUAUCAUACCCUAAUUUCAUUGUUUCCUUUUGUUUACUUGUAGCCGCUCUUUUUAGCACUAAUGUUGAGUAAUCUCACCCUUUUUUAGUAUAUUAAUGGGGUAUUUCAAGAUCUUCACUUAUGGUUGUCCUUUGCAUACAUCAAGUUCUAGCGAAUUUAAGAUUUGAUUUUCCGGGCGCAUUUUAAUUAAACCCAGUCUAAACACAAGAAAAAGUCCAAGAAAUACUGCUUUAAAAUCACUAUGCAAUUAAUUAUAUAUGUGAUGCAUUGAGACUUACUAUGCACGUAAAGAAAGCUCUAGAGAGCGGUUUAUUGAGGCACUUGCCAUUCUACAUACGAGGUGAUAGCGUUCGGCCUACAACAGUCAGGGAAGGUACUGUAGCCACAACUUGUUUUUCCAGAGGACCAUUCAAGAUAAGAGGUAUCCCAGAGUCUAACCACAAAUUGAUUUUAGAGCUGCAAAGUUAUAAGGGAAACCUCUUUCAAGUAAGAUCAAAGUAGAACUUAGAGAGUACUACUAUUUCCGAAAAUCAAAACGAUUAUUGAUCUGCAAGUCUGCGGUCCAUAGUCCCAGACGUCUAGUGAAUUGGCAGAGAGGGCCUGGAAAACGCUGAACAGGGACUAGGCAAGGAAGCAGCAACGCCGACAGCGACGGCCGCGAAAACGUCACCAAUAAAAGGACAACUUACUCGCGGUCUAAAAUAUCAAUUAAACUGAUUUACGUUCUCGUUGCCGUCGCCGUCGCCGUCGUCGCCUAAAGCUCUUUAUUUUAUGUAGUUGUGACAAUUCAGUGUUGAAUAAAAGUAUCUCUAUGUCUG